Messenger RNA from Oryctolagus cuniculus (rabbit), 2736 nucleotides. Its product is annotated as NUT family member 2G. The record is from RefSeq and is a predicted model, not a curated record. Lineage: Eukaryota; Metazoa; Chordata; Mammalia; Lagomorpha; Leporidae.
GAAGCCUGAGCCCCACAUUCCAUUCCUGUUACCUUUAAACUUGCCCCAGCUGCUGCAGUUGGACCCUGAGCGGCCAGCUCACUGCUGGGACCUGAACUUGCUUCUCUCAUUGAGGAGGCUGUGCUGAGUGUCCAAGCCUGUGGGGAGAGCUUCAGGAGGAGCAUCUCCAGGGCUGGGAACAGCCAUGAUCCCACACCCAGGCACCUCCACGUCUCUCUUCACGCUGCUGCCCUUUCCCCAACCUACCCACGGCCCCGCACCCCAGCCACCCUGGGGGCAGCCCCCUCCACUCCUUCUGAAUGCCGCAUUCCCUCCAGGCAGCCGCCUCGUGCUGCCUGCUGCCAUCCCCAGGAUGCCCGUGGUGGCAGGAGAUGGUGGCUCUGUGCCAACUGGGGCUGGGAAUGUCCACAUCAUAUUCCAGUUGAGGACAGGAGGGCACCCAGUGGAGCCCCCCCACUCUCAGACCUUGGUCUACAACCAAACCCAAAUCAGCCUGAAUGCCCCAGGAGGCCUCUGUGGGCCAGGGCAGAACCCUGCUCCCAUAGCAGUGCCCGGGUCUUCCCUGCAGGCAACAGUGCCUGCACCUCCCAUGGUGGGAACCCAGGCCAGUCAGGGGGGCUGGCCUCUGGGCCUCCCUCCUCCAGCUCCACCACCAGCUGCCCAGCUGGCCCCGAUGGUCUUCCCAGCAAACAACGGGCCACCAUCACAAGGGGCUGACAGGGAGCGCAUCCUGCCUACUCCCAAGGCCCAAGCCUCACCAGACAACCCCUGCAGCUCCACCAGCGUCUAUGAGAACUUCCGGCGCUGGCAGCACUUCAAGGCCCUGGCCCGGAGGCUCCUGCCCCAGAGCCCUGACACAGAAGCUCUGUCCUGCUUCCUCAUCCCCGUGCUGCGGACCCUGGCCCAGCGGAGGCCCACCAUGCCGCUGGAGGAGGGCCUGCGGUUUGCCAUGCGCGAAUGGCAGCACAAGAGCAACUUCGACCGCAUGAUCUUCUACGAGAUGGCAGAAAAGUUCAUGGAGUUUGAGGAAGAGGAGGAGAUGCAGAUGCAGAAGCUGGAGUGGAUGAAGGGGAAACCUUGCCAGCCCCCACCGGUCUCACCACCACUGCUUCCUCAAGGGCCCCCAGCCCCUGUGGCUGUCCAGCAGCCAGGGUGUGCCCCCAGGAAGGCCAGCUCCAAGGCCCUACCUGCCUGUCCAGUGCCACCCAGACACCAGGGGCCUCAGGACAGGACACCCAAGGAGAUCCCGCCAGAGGCCGUGAAGGAGUACAUGGAAAUCAUGGACACGUUGCUGGGGCCAACACCCUUGUCCUUGGAGCCUCCCGAUGGCCACCCAGAAGAGGACACAGAUGAAGGCUUCCUGGAGAAUGAGGGUUCAUACCCAGACCCGGAAAUGCUGUCCUACAUUGACCAUCUAUGCUCCCAAGUGGAUUUUGUCACCAAGGCGGAGGCCAUCAUUCACCCCAGAUUCCUGGAAGAACUGCUUUCCCCAGAUCCACAGCUGGACCUCACGGCCCUGUCCAAGGAGCUGGAGAAGGAGGAAGGGCUGACUGCUGGCCAGGUGAUGGCGAAGCACUGCUCCUUGAAAGAGGAUGGGGCCAUGGGGGCCACCCCCAGUCAUGGUGUGCCCCUACUGAACCCCAGCAAUUCUGAAUCUGGACCCCAACAAAGUGCAGAGAGUGACAACCAGGGCCCCCGCCUUGGGGCCAGAGCUGAGUGCUUCUCCCGGUCGAUGUCUUCCCAAGACCUGCAGAGACAUGCUGUCCCAGACACCCCCCUGUGCAGGCCUGAGGUUAAUGCUGUCUUUAGUGGACAUCGGGAGUGUCCCUCACUGGGGGCCACCGAAGAUGCCAGGAGUUUCAGGGGAGGACCCUCUGUUGGGGGCCCGCACACACCACUGGACAUCUCCAGUGAGAACGAGGAGGAACUUCCCAGUCUCUCCUUCCUCCUGGCCUCCCAGCACCACCUGCUGCCCUUGGGCUUUGCAGGGAGCGAGGCCUCUGCUGAAGACCUGCCCUGCCUUGGAGCUGGGAAUCCUUGCAGAGCACCAAAACCCCUGUCUACCCACAGAAGGGACCCUAGGGGACCCCUCCCACAUGCUGCAAAGUCCAGGAAGCAAGCUCUCCAGGGAGGCCAGGGCCCUGCAAAAAAGAAGCCCUGCCCAGUGCCUCAGCUCAGGGCUUCUGCAGGGCAGGCCCAGGCUCUGGGCUCUGUGGGAAACUCCCAGGCUCAGAAGAGGAAAGGUGACCACUUGGUCACCAGGAGGAGGAAGAAGCAUCAUUCAGCCCACUAGGUGGCACCAGGGCUCUGGGGGCAGCUCCUCCAGGUGCAGCCUGAAGCACAUGGACCCUAACUCUGCCCUGCACCCAAAGUGCUGACCCUGCUGUUCCUCACCACAAGAGGGCGACUCUAGGACACCCGGGUGGAGGGACUGGGGCGAGAGUAUGGAAUCAUCCCUUUGGGACUUAGUUUGUGUAAAUAAAAGAAGUUACAUUGGAAUAGUCUCUGCUCUGCUGCCCUCUGUCCUGGCGUCAGCGGGGUGAGGGCGGUGAGGCAAGACAGAUGGGGAUGCCUGCUCGUGGCUGCACAGGGCCUGACCGACGUCUCCCUCCAGGUUCACAUGCUUCUACCCAGGCUGCUAGUGCCCCGCACCAUCACCGCCCACACGAGCCCUCAUUUGCUCUGGGUCCUCCUGAGCCCCGCUGUCCUUUGUGUCCUAUAAAUGUCUUCCUGGGA